UCUAUUUUCAUCUUUCUUUCCUAUCGUCAUGUCUUGUUAUAUUAACAAACUAAUUGCAACAAGUAUUUAAUUAAUAUGCUCCACGUUUUUCGAAAUUUAUUGGUGACGCCAAACCGCAUAUGCAUCGAUCGUAUCUCUUGAAAUCACACGUGCGGAAUUCUUAUAACUUGAGUCAUCCGUGUAAAUCAAUCGACACUAUACAUAGUAUAAUCAUAUAUAUACAUUUUAGUGGCGCGCCGCGCGGCGGAUUUCCGUCCGUACCUUACUUGUUGCAGAUGAGCCGGCUCCCGUUUUACUACGAUCUUUCUCUUUACCGUUUUCUUAGUGCUGUAUUUUUUAUAUAAAAUAUUGUACGGCAACGACAUAACACGACGAUUAUUUUGCGUAUAUGAAUAAAUCGCAAAAUGGAGGAGAUCAUUAAGAAAUUGCUCGCUACUGACACUGAGAUUAUCCAGCAGGCAACUACAGAACUUAAUGAAGCCCUCAAAAAUCCAGAAAGCACUCGAGCACUUUGUCAAAUUUUGGUUUCAUCUCAAGAGAAAGAGGUGAGACAAUAUGCAGCAGUAUUGCUCAGGAAACGUUAUCGCAAGAAAAGCUAUUGGACACAUUUACCAGAUCCUGUGAAGCAAGAGUUCAAGUCUCUUUUACUCCAGGCUCUUGUCCAUGAACCAGAAAAGUCUGUUAAAAAUGCAAUUGCACAACUUAUUGGAACUAUUGUAGAACAUGAAUUACCUCAUAAUAGCUGGCCAGAAGCUUUUCAGUUCAUACAACAACUUGUUACUGAUACUAAUAUUGCAAGUCAAGAGCUGGGAAUGUUCACUUUAUCAACAAUGACAGAAAUUGCAUAUAAUGUUUUCUUACCCCAUGUGAAUACUAUUAUGAACUUAUUACAUGAAACAUUGAACAAAUUCACAGACUUGGCCAAUCCAGUAUCAUGUUAUGUUUUAGAAGUUAUGCUCCAUUUGGUACCCUUAGUAGAAGGCAAUCAAGAUUUGGUAAAUGCUUACCAUCAUAUGAUGCCGCGAGUAAUGCAAAUAAUACAUUCAUUGACCGCCAUAAAUCAAGCAAAAGCAAUCAAAGGUUUUGAGUUGUUGGAUGAAUUAUGUGAAUGUGCUGCCACAGUGAUUUCACCGCAUGUUAGAAAUUUGGUUGAAAUGUGUGUAACAAUUGCCAACAACGAAUUACUUGAAGAAGAACUCAGAACAAAAUCCGUGAUAUUUUUAGGUUGGCUCACCAAAGUUAAAAAAAAAGCUAUUGUCAAACACAAAUUGGUCGAGCCUAUUGUCGAUACACUAUUUAUGUUAAUGUGCUCAAAGCCAGAUGAUGAAAAUCAAGAAGUUUAUUUCACAGGUGAAGACGACAACACACCAAUUACAAGUGCAACCCAAACAUUGGACCUGUUGGCAUUACAUCUGCCUCCUGAAAAACUGGUUCCUUAUUUGUUAAAACACAUCGAACCCGGCCUAGAAGAUAGUAAUAUUUACGCUUGUAAAGCUUCAUACUUAUCCAUGGCAGUACUUGCCGAAGGCUGUUCGGAAUACAUUCGUACCAAGUAUCUUGAAACCUUCUUAAGCUGCAUCUGUAGUGGCAUUACCAAUAGUCAACCUGUAGUCCGUAAUGCAGCUCUUUUCGCUCUCGGGCAAUUUUCCGAACACUUGCAGCCGGACAUAAGUCGUUAUGCUGACGAAUUACUUCCAGUUUUAUUACAAUACCUCAAUCAAACUACCACACAGAUUAGACAGGAGAACAAAGAAUCACCAUCGACCGAUCGUAUGUUUUAUGCUCUCGAAAUGUUCGCUGAGAAUUUGAAUGAGGGACUUUUGCCUUAUUUACCGAAUCUUAUGAGUAUACUUUUUGAAAUACUCGAGGAUGCUAAUAGUCCGGUGCAUAUUAGCGAGCUUGCUCUCAGUGCUAUUGGAGCUGCAGCGAAUGCUAGCAAGGAGCACAUGAUGCCGUACUUUGAAAAAAUUAUCGCAUUGAUACAGCCUUACUUGAAUGUCGAAAAGGAUAAUCAGGAGAGGGCGUGCUUGCAAAUACAAGCUGUCGAUACUUUAGGAGUACUGGCAAGGACUGUCGGUAUACAAAAUUUUGCACCUCUGGCGAUGAAAUCGCUCGAAUUGGGUAUCAAUCUAUUAAAAGAAACAGAAGACCCCGAUUUAAAAAAGUCAAUUUAUGGUUUACUAGCAUCAAUCAGCGUUGUGAUGAAGAAUGAGAUGUCGAUAGUUUUGCCAGUCAUUAUCGAGUACAUGAUCACAAGCGUAAAAAGCUCAGAAGGAAUUUUGACACAUGUAAAAGACGACGAUUCAACGGUAUAUCUAAGCAACCAACAGGAAAGUGAUAGAGAUGAGGAAGAUAUUGAAGAUACCGACAACGAGGAUGACGAUGAUGAAGAUUUCGUUGGAUACAGCGUUGAGAACGCCUAUGUUGAAGAAAAAGAAGAGGCUAUUUUAGCUCUGAGAGAAAUUGCUGAGAAUACAAAAGAAGCAUUUAUGCCAUACUUAGAAUCUUCGUUCGAAGAAGUCCUCAAAGUUGUUAACUAUCCUCAAGAAGACAUUAAAAAGGCCGCUAUAGAUGCAUUGAUGCAGUUUACCGUAAAUUUUUCAAAGAUAGAAACGCCAGAAGGCAAAGCGGCUACGCAAAAGGCGCUUUCAGUUCUAAUACCAAAAUUUUCUGAGCUUAUACGUCUCGAUGAGGAAAGGGAUGUGGUGAUUCAGUCUUUGGAUGCUCUUUCUGAACUGCUUGAACAGCUCAAAACUGAUGCGAUCGUUGGCUAUGGACACAAAGAUGCGGUGAAGAAUAUAAUUACAGAUGUAAUGUUAGGACGAAUCCAGUGUCAAGAUCAAGAAUAUGGCGAGGAUGAUGACGAUGGCGAAGCUGAGCACGAUGAGUUGCUUUUUGAGUACGCUGGCCAGGUGCUCGUCAAUUAUGGAAGAUCUGUCCCUAAUGACGACUUUGCUUUGUGCUUCAAAGAUGUUCUUCCAAUGUUCCUCAAACGACUAAAAAGACAUCACUCAGAAUCUCAAAGGUCGUACAGCAUUGGAACUAUAGCAGAAUGCUUACCAUUGUUGGGCAAUCAAGUACCUGCUUUUGCUCAUCAAUUUUUCCCAGCCUUUAUCAAAUUAGCGAAUGAUUCCAGUGCCGAAGUUCGUAGCAAUGCCAUCUUUGCGCUCGGCGAACUGGCUUUCUUUGGAAAGGAACACAUAUAUUCACAUUAUCCUCAAAUACUGCAAGCUCUGUCGGGUUUGAUAAGCCACGAGAGAAGUGCACAAGCUCGUGACAAUAUCAUCGGGGCGAUCGCUCGACUGAUAAUAACCAACCACACGAUAAUACCGAUAGAGCAGGUGUUUCCCGUUUUUAUUAGUCAUUUACCCUUAAAAGAAGAUCUCGAGGAGAACAAGACAGUCUACAAAUGCGUCCUUGUGCUCUAUCGAAAUGGACACGCAAUUCUAAGACCACACAUACCAACUUUGCUCAAGGUCGCUCUCGAUAUAUUCGAGAAUAAAGCUUCCGAUAAUGAGGUAAAAUCUAUCGUACGAGAAUUUGUGGUACCCGUACAGAAAGAUUUUCCGGACGAGUGGAACACGUUUUGCAGCCAAUUGUCUGAAGAGUCCGCUGCAUUGAUUAAACAGAUAUUUUUGUAAAUACAUAGGCUUUGAACUAUUCUUUUUUAUACCUGGAUAAUGAUUAUUUACAUACGUUUAUAUGCAUCGUGUAAUAAGAGUUUAAUAAAAAAAACAAAGAAUGUUACUGAUUACCUGCUUGUUUUGCAGAAUUUUUCAUUGCACAUUUGUUUUGGUUAUUGACAGCAAAAUAAAUUUUUGUAGCACUUAAAAAAAUUCAUUAUGGUAGGAUUAAUUACAAGAUUUCACGAGUUUCACGAGUGGAAGGAUUAAAUGAAUUUUUUUAAUAUAGAACAGAUAAUCGCGAUUUUUCAAAUACCAAUGCCGUCA
Phymastichus coffea is the source of this 3950-nucleotide messenger RNA. Its product is annotated as importin-4-like. Gene Ontology annotation, biological process: protein import into nucleus. Lineage: Eukaryota; Metazoa; Arthropoda; Insecta; Hymenoptera; Eulophidae. Gene Ontology annotation, molecular function: nuclear import signal receptor activity; small GTPase binding. Gene Ontology annotation, cellular component: cytoplasm; nucleus. The transcript is spliced from 15 exons. Bases 405 to 3641 code for a protein of 1078 amino acids. The record is from RefSeq and is a predicted model, not a curated record.